AAAAUGCAUUCCCUCAAUCUCCUUUGCCUGAUGAUCAGCGCCUGCCUGGUGCGUGGAUCCCCAUCCCCUCUGCUGGAAUACGGAGCACCGCCGGCGGGCGACAGCGUGUCACAGUACCACACGCAGGACGAGCACGGCCAGUACGCCUAUGGGUAUAUGGCGCCGCUGUACUCCAAGCACGAGACACGCACUGUGGACGGCGUCAUCCGGGGCACCUUCUCCUACGUGGAUGCCAGAGGCGAGACCCAGACCGUGGACUAUGUGGCGGACACGGAGGGUUUCCGCGUCAGCUCCAGCUCCAGCCUCAGCCAGCAGCAGGCCAACGAGGAGACGCCCGAGGUGGCGGCCCUGAGGGCCCAGCAUCUGGCUGCGCAUGCGCAGGCCAAGCUGCGGCUGGCGGGGGAUUCAUCUGCCGCCUCCGUGGAGCUGCCACAGCCCGUGCAGGAUACACCCGAGGUGGCUGCCGCCAAGGUGGCGUUCUUCAAGCGCUUCGAGGCCGAGAAGCUGCGCAAUCAACUGCUCAGCGAGAAGCAGAUCCAUCGAGUGCAAGUCGCAUCGAUCCCCGUCAGAUCCCAGCCGCUGUACGUCUAUCAGCCACUCACUGGCUAUGUCUACAAUUACCACAAGUCGCAGGGUCAGACGCAGACCCCCUCGCGGGACUACCUGCCAGUGCGCGUCUGAUCUUUGAUCUGGAUGAGAUCUUCUGUUAAUUGUUGAGCAAUAAAUGAUGCAAACUUGGAAAUUGCAAAUGAAAACGCA
Drosophila obscura is the source of this 759-nucleotide messenger RNA. RefSeq names its product adult-specific rigid cuticular protein 15.5 (gene Cpr72Eb). The coding region runs from base 4 to 681 and encodes 225 amino acids. The record is from RefSeq and is a predicted model, not a curated record. Gene Ontology annotation, molecular function: structural constituent of chitin-based larval cuticle. Gene Ontology annotation, cellular component: chitin-based extracellular matrix. The transcript has a single exon. Lineage: Eukaryota; Metazoa; Arthropoda; Insecta; Diptera; Drosophilidae.